AGGGUAAAUACUAGAAAUUUCUGGAGAUUUUGUUUUGUGAAUCACAAUUCUCUAUAUUAUCAGUCAAAAAUCACAACCGCAUGACACACACACUCUCUGUCUACUGUUCUCUCUCGAUCUUCUCUGUCUAAGCUCUAAAGGGGUGCUCUGAGAUCACGUAAAACAAUGGUGAAGGCUGUUGCUGUUCUUACCAGUAGUGAGGGGGUUAGCGGAACAAUCUUCUUUACCCAAGAAGGACAUGGUCCUACCACUGUAACUGGAAACAUUUCUGGCCUUAAGCCAGGGCUUCAUGGGUUCCACGUCCAUGCCCUUGGAGACACAACAAACGGUUGCAUGUCAACUGGGCCACACUUUAACCCUUCUGGCAAAGAUCAUGGUGCCCCUGAGGAUGAGAUUCGUCAUGCUGGUGAUCUGGGAAAUGUCACUGCUGGUGAUGAUGGCACUGCUAGUUUCACAAUUAUUGACAAGCAUAUUCCUCUUUCUGGUCAAAAUUCAAUCAUAGGAAGGGCAGUUGUUGUUCAUGCAGAUCCUGAUGAUCUUGGCAGGGGAGGACAUGAACUCAGUAAAACCACCGGAAAUGCUGGUGGCAGAGUAGCAUGCGGUAUUAUUGGUUUGCAAGGAUAGAGUGCUUCUCCAGAGAUCAAUAACAAGACAAAGACAGCUGAAACAUGCACAGCCGGACAACCUUUAGAAGAACGUUAGGAGACCAUUAACUCAUUUGAAUAAAAGAAAGAAUAAUACUGUAGUUUUGGCUGGUUUGGUCUUGUGAUCUCAAGAUGGUGUAUGCUUUGUAUGGUUUCGUGAAGUUUAUUGAACUUUGAACUUUUUCGAAUAGUAGGGCUUGCUCUUUGUCUGGUCCAAA
Manihot esculenta (cassava) is the source of this 862-nucleotide messenger RNA. Its product is annotated as superoxide dismutase [Cu-Zn]. NCBI's taxonomy places the organism in Eukaryota, Viridiplantae, Streptophyta, Magnoliopsida, Malpighiales, Euphorbiaceae. Gene Ontology annotation, biological process: removal of superoxide radicals. The transcript has 7 exons. The coding region runs from base 166 to 624 and encodes 152 amino acids. The record is from RefSeq and is a predicted model, not a curated record. Gene Ontology annotation, molecular function: superoxide dismutase activity; copper ion binding.